GUCUGUUUAUUCUUAUUUUUAUAUUUUUCAAUGGCCAAGGAUACUCGGACCAAAACCCUUUCACCUUUGCAAUAGGCAAGCAGCAUUCCUAAACCCUAAACCCCAAGCAUACGACGCCCCUAAGAUCAAGCAAUAAACCCUAAUUCGCAUAUUCUUUCUGCGUCGGUCCGCAUCAUCAGCAGCCUCAUGCGUUUCUUUCAAACGGAUUGUGAAUCGCUGCUCUCUCAAAUGAAGCACCAAGAGAAGCAGCUCGUAAGCAAACGGAGGUGGUUAAUGGGACUUCCUGUAUCCAAAUCCGAGCAAAAGAAUAUGAAGGGGUCAAAGUUCUUAGAAGACAGAUAUGUAUCUGAAUCAUUUCUCAGGGAAGACGACGUGUUUUAUGAGGCUGUCAAAACUUGUGUUGAAAAAGAAUUCGGAGCAUGUUUUUGGGGAAGAGGGCAUCAUGUAGUCGACAACAAUAUGCAACUGGAUUUGCCUCAUAUUAAAAAAUUUCUUUUCUCCCAUCUAGAUGAUUUGACCAAUAAAGGACUUUACUUUUUUGCCAAGAUGCUUACAGGAGAGACUGUUAAGUUUGAAAAAACCCACAGGAAGAUGAAGAAGCUCAUCAGGGAAUCUCUCUCAAAAAUUCUUAAUAAUCGUGGUCAAAACCAUCACCAAGCAGAUUUGAGUACACUGCUAUCUAAGCUUCUUGAGGAUCGAGAUAAUUUCCGAAAGAAUUAUAUCACACUUUGGACUGCUGCAACCCAAUGUCAUCAUGAUGCUGUUAUGAAGGUACUGGACGGACUUGAGGACAUGCCUUUCCAAACCCUCAAUGCAAUGCACAGGAAGCUCAAAGGUGUCAAGGGAGGAGUCCCACAGCUUCAUCACUCCAAAUCUGGUUGGAGUCGAGACCGUUUAGUCUGUCAGGUGAGGAGUACUUCUUUGGAGAUGCUUUCAGAACUUGGUGAAGGGGAUGUACUACAGGAGCCAUUAGCUAAAGCAAUGGCAGUUGCUAACUUGUCACUGAAGAUAACACCAGGCAAUCCUAAUUCAUUAGUAACAGAGUUCCAACAAUUUCCCCCAGAAAUAGAGUCCUUGCAGAACAACAUAAUAAAGGCUAUUUGGUUACUAAAAUAUAAAGUUAGACCAGCAGAAUUAAAGAAUUUACAACUUGUUCUUGACCCGAAGGCUGAAUUAUCUAAGAGGAGUCUAAAAACAGCGAUUGGGAAAUUGCUGACUGAAUAUCUAUUUGAGUGCGGUGACUUGGAUACCAUCCCAAAGUUUUUAUUAGAAACCCUUGAUAUUAUCAACAGGAGGUCUCAAAGUUCAAGGCAUUCAUAUUUUUCAAACAAGGAAAUAGAAGAGGAGGUAGAACAUGUAUUGAGUGUCAGUGCUCAGAUGAAGCAGAUUCUAUGGGACUUGCUUCCCGACCGUGGGUUAGAUCAAGAUUUCACUGAUGCAUAUGUGGAGGAUCUAGAUGAAGAUUAUGAUAGUGAUAAUUAUGAUGAUUGGGAGCAGAACUCUAGCAAGUUUCAAAUUAGUACUUCUCAUUCUAGUUAUUCAUGUCAGCUAAUGGGAAGUAUUGGGGACUCAAAUACAAUUGACUGUAAGCCAUCCACCUCUUCCAACCAGGAAAUAGGCUCCCCACAACUUGUUGCUCCAAUUGGAAGGUCUAAUGGGGAUUCCACUGAGGGAGCUGAACCUGGUAAUAUUUCUGACAUGAAUUUAAUAGAUCCCCAAACUUCUCCCAUUCAGCGAUCAAAAUUUCUGAACAGUGUGCAGACCAUGGGUACAAAUCAAGUAGAGAAGAUGGAUGAAAGAGGACCGACAUAUUCUAAUUUGGUUACAUCUACAAUGCAUAUGAGUGAUUCUCCUGGUCUUGUUUCUGCAAAUGGAAGGUUAAAUGACAAUUCUGUAGAAAGACAGGACGUUGAAGCAAAUACAGGGAUUGGUUCUGUAGAAAGACAGGACUUUGUUUCUGCAAAUGAAGAAAAAAUUUUGCCCGACAACAAAAGCAUGUCUAGGAAUGAGUAUCUUGCCUUCCAAGAAGUUUGUGACAAGACUAGUAUGGUUGCAUAUCAUCUCAUUGGUCGUUCAUUGGAGCUUUUCGCCCUAAGAGAAGGUUUUGAUUUAGACUUUAGUGCUGAAUCAUAUCUCAGAGGCAAUUUCUUAAUUUCUGAAGAUUUCCAAGUCGCAGAAAAGAGGCAGACCUCUUUCAAAGAAGAUGUGGAUGAUUCAGUUAUUCUUCAGGCAGUUGAAGAGCAAAUACCUUCAUUUCCUAAGAGUCAAAUGGACAAAUUGAAGGAGUUGAUGGGCCUACGGUAGCUUUAAUUUGCUGUGAUGAAGCUUUUUGAGAAAUAGUACGCUAGUAUCCUGGAGCUAUAUUUAGAAUUUUUCAUGUUAUGAAACAACUCAUCUCUGUGAGUAAAGGAGUUCAGCGUUUGAGAAUCUGUACAUAACUGUAAACUACAGUUUUCCCAAUUUUGGUUGCGUCUGUAAUAGAGUUGUCCCAAAAUUGCAGUUCAAUUUUGAGGAAUGGCCAAAUGCUGAGUCAAAUAUUCAAUUACCCAGUUGAUGUCCUUUGUCCCAGCAUCUUUUUCUGUAGCAUCGAUGUAUUUCACUCAUUUAUUUCCCACUUAUUCAAUUUUUGUAAUGCAAAAUGCACCCACAGCAUUGGCAUAAGGUCUCUAUUUCACUGAUUCUGGGUAUCCUGAAGAAUCGAAACACGAACCCGAUUUCUAAUUUUA
Malania oleifera is the source of this 2726-nucleotide messenger RNA. RefSeq lists its product as uncharacterized. The record is from RefSeq and is a predicted model, not a curated record. Lineage: Eukaryota; Viridiplantae; Streptophyta; Magnoliopsida; Santalales; Ximeniaceae. The transcript has 6 exons. Bases 187 to 2304 code for a protein of 705 amino acids.